AUGGAACCGCCCGACCGAACAACUAAUCGAGAUCAAAGGUCAUCCCUGGCUAGCAGCACGUAUUUUAACACAAACGUAAUACCAUUCAACUUACAACCUCUAACCCACCGCUACGCACCAUUAAGUUCCCCAUUGGACUGUAAACGUUUUACCACCAAUCCUGGUGAAAUCGUCGCUCACCCCGCUCUGACGACUUCAUCUCUAUUGGUAAUUAAAUGUCUGCAAUCCAGCUGCCGGGCUUGCACGACAUCAGUGUUCAACACCGAUACUUUACUGCCUUACAACCAUCAUUUACUUAAGACUUAUUGUAAAGAAAAUAGUAAAGGUGGGCGGGGAAGGGACUUAGUGCUAGCUUACUACGAAUAUUCCGGGGCGAUCUGGAUAGGAACUGACAACAAAAAUGCCACUGACAUCGUGAGGAUCACGCGGCCCCCAUCCUGGAAGGCGAGUAGCACCGACAGCACCCAAGCGUUUCGUGAUCUCCUUCAUACUCCUCUGCCAGGUCAAGGUGUUUACGCCACUUUGAAUCGGGCGUGGAAAACAACACUCUCUUCAGCAAACGAUGGUUCGGCAUACGCAACACAUGUCCCAACCAACGCAGCCUCUGGUGCUGGACACAUUAUUCAACCGAAGUACCCGUUGCACAACCGAAAACUCGUCUUCUAA
Messenger RNA from Opisthorchis viverrini, 666 nucleotides. RefSeq lists its product as hypothetical. NCBI's taxonomy places the organism in Eukaryota, Metazoa, Platyhelminthes, Trematoda, Opisthorchiida, Opisthorchiidae. The coding region runs from base 1 to 666 and encodes 221 amino acids. The transcript is spliced from 5 exons. The record is from RefSeq and is a predicted model, not a curated record.